AUGAGCAGGAGGUUGCGCAGCGGACGCAACUACGACGCAUCCAAGGUUCCUACCGCCCCCAAGAGGCGGGCCGAUAAGCGCAUGGCUCCGAAAGCAGCCAACCGCGUGGAACCCAAGACGUCGAACAAGACCACUGAUGAGCAAGCGAUUGUACCAGCAGGAAGAGUACAGCUCACCUUUGGCACCAUGCCCCAGGGCGCAAGAGAGCCAGGCGAGCGCAUGGUAGUGCUGGGUGUUGGGAAGCGCCAGGGAAUAGCCUUCGCCGACACCGAGGGAGUCAAGUUAUCUCCCUCGGCCUAUAUGGCCCUCACGCAACGAGCCCCACCUAUCCGGAAGGUGUUGAGCUGGCCGUUGCCGAUUAACGAGGCCCGCCGAGAAGCGGAUGCCCCCAUGAACAGGGAAGCGACCUCAGAACGGAGCGUCGAACUCGUCGAGCGAGCGUCGGUCGAGCGGACAAGCGCUCCCGCAUAUGCUGACGACCAGCGAACAACUUCGGAAGUCCCUACGACCCCCAACAUGGGUGCGGAAAGUAGGAGGGAAUCGGACGACGAGAUAUUCGUAACGGCUAGGACGAGUCGUGUACUAAAUGAGAGCAUCGUCCUGGAUGAUGACGGCAAACCCGUGUUAGCGCAAUACAUAGUCAAUGAUGAGAGGGAAAGCGAGACACCUUCCAAGAAUAGUAAGCGCAAGCGUACCCGCCGUAAGUCUAAGGGUAAAGGCAAGGAAAAGGAGCUGGAUAUCAGUGUCAGCACCGAAUCCAAGUCCACGGCUAAUCAUGAGGGCCUCACCUGGGACGAAGAGGUACGCCGAGCCAAUGGCGACGACGGGGGUCCAGGCGAUGUUGAGGAACUACCAGACGUUAGCGACUGGAUUAAUCCUAACUGGUCACGAUCGGAUUACAUACCCACGAGUGAAGGAGAUUGUACCAAAGCUGAAAGCGGAAACGGAAGCGUUGAAGUAAACGCGCUGAUAUACAAGCUGGCUGACGAGUACGCAUUUGAUGAUGAGGAGUAUGCAUCAGUACUCCGGAACCUGAGGAGCUCCGAAAGGUCAGAAAGUACUCACAGUCAGACGAGGGAGGCUGGCCCAUCGAGACAACCGCGCGUUACAAUCAAGGAAGUCGAUAGCGGGUCAGAAGACACAACAACAAGUCGCACCAGGUCACACAAGAGUAAGGGAAAGGCAAAGGCAAAGGCUAAGGGCAAGAAGAGGAAACGUCCUAGCCUGGGAGCCGCAUUGGAUGACCUGGAAGGGACGCGGGAGCAUCACAUACGACAAACAGACCCCCAAAGCACGCCAAACGCAUACAGGGGCGGGGGAUACCUGGAGGGUAUCAUAGAAUCAACCCUGGCCAGGAAGUCUAGUAAGACAACCCAAACGGAUAUGGGGAAGGCCAGUAAACUCAGACGCGAGGAACAACGACGGGCGCGGUCGACCAAGAGAAGGCCCCUGCCACUGUCUGAAUCAUCCAAAUUGUCAGAGACGGAUAGCAAUGAGACUGAAUCCACGCAUACAAGCAGGUAUGGAGGUGGGGGACCACCAGAUCCAUCAGAUAGUGGAUCCAAAACAGCCAACUUGUCCAACUCAAGUUGGACCAAAUUGUUGGCACGAUUGCGCAAUGAUAACUGUUGGAGGAAUAGACGGCUGGAGGAAUUAGUUGCAAAGCUCAAGAAGCAAAACAAGAAACUUGAGCAAAAGGUGGUCACGCAAGCGCAAUCAGGAUACAAGGCACAGUCACCCAAGACGUAUAAGGGCAAAGCGGACAUUGACAAGCUGGAUAUGUUCAUAUUCAGUUACAACCUAUACGUCAGUGAUACUAGAUUGAGUGACAGCAAGGCAGUGCUCACUGUCAGCCAAUUCCUGGACGACAAAGCCGCGUCUUGGUACAUGUUGAAUGUUGCACCGGACCCCGGAAGCUACUCAAUGGAAUCAAUAUAUGUCAGACUAUAUGACUACUGCUUCCCACCAGAUUUCAAGGACGACAUGAGGAAAUUGUAUAAUGAAAAGAAGCAGGGAGACUUGGGCGUGCAAGAUUAUUUUGCCAAAUUGGCUUGCUUACAAAGACGCUUACGGGAAGUCACAGACCACCAACAUGUGCUGAGAGUUUGGGACGGUGCAGCCCAAUAUAUUAAAGUGGGGUGGGCACUCAAGGGCAUGAGACCGGAAGCAACUACAUGCAAAACAUUGCAAGAAACAGUGCUGGACAUAGAGCGCGCGCACAAGUACAAACAGUCAAUUGAGAAAUUGGGGAAUGACAAAUCGGGAUCAAGAAGGAACUGA
Rhizoctonia solani is the source of this 2280-nucleotide messenger RNA. RefSeq lists its product as uncharacterized. Bases 1 to 2280 code for a protein of 759 amino acids. The transcript has a single exon. The record is from RefSeq and is a predicted model, not a curated record. NCBI's taxonomy places the organism in Eukaryota, Fungi, Basidiomycota, Agaricomycetes, Cantharellales, Ceratobasidiaceae.